ACGCCUCUUUUGGUGAUUUACUGAAUAAACCUGAAGAUGAAUCUGUCAACACUGUCUCUUUUCUGUCUUAGUUCCUUUCUGUUCCUGAUCUCCGACCUUCGGACCAACAUCAUGCAGUUGUAGCAGUAAAAACUAGUUGUUCCCACCGCGUCAGAACCCGUCUGGCCGACUCCCAGCUGCCCUCCUCCGGGUCUCUUCCUGGCUACUUCCCCCGACUUUUUAAUUGCGGAGGUUUCACCGGGAAAAUCCAGCAGAGAUGUCCAACAGUGGUGGCUCUGUUGUCGGCCUCCUGUCCUACGAGACGCUGGUCCAUGCGGUGGCAGGUGCAAUGGGGAGUGUGACAGCCAUGACAGUGUUCUUCCCUUUGGAUACAGCUAAAAGCAGAUUGCAGGUGGAUGACAAACGAAAGUCUCAGUCCACUCCUGUCAUUUUGGCUGAAAUUGCAAAAGAAGAGGGCUUUUUGGCUCUGUACAGAAGCUGGUUUCCAGUCAUCUCCAGCCUUUGCUGCUCCAACUUUGUCUACUUCUACACUUUCAAUGCACUGAAGAAGGCAGCUGCAUCUGGACCAGGCAAGCCCAGACCUGGGAAGGACCUGCUGAUGGGGAUGGUAGCAGGUGUGGUGAAUGUGAUCCUGACCACUCCCAUGUGGGUAGUCAACACCCGACUGAAGCUGCAGGGGGUGAGGUUUAGAAAUGAAGACCUCCACCAAACCCAGUACAGAGGCAUAUUUAAUGCUUUCUCGCAGAUCAUUGCCGACGAGGGAGUGGGAACUCUGUGGAACGGCAUCCUGCCCUCUCUCAUCCUCGUGGUCAACCCGGCUGUGCAGUUCAUGAUUUAUGAAGCCAUGAAGAGGAAGGCAGGCAAGGGAGGCAGGAAGAUAUCCUCAGCAAAGAUCUUUCUCAUUGGAGCAAUUGCCAAGGCCAUCGCUACCACAGCCACAUAUCCCCUCCAAACCAUCCAGGCCAUCCUGAGGUUCGGUCAGUAUAAAGGCGACGGCAAAGGAGGCCUGAUGGGGAGCAUCUCCAACAUUUUUUUCCUCUUCAUGGACCGGAUCAAGAAGUAUGGCUUUCUUGGUUUGUACAAAGGCUUGGAGGCCAAGCUGCUGCAGACUGUGCUGACAGCCGCCCUCAUGUUUGUAGUUUAUGAGAAGAUCACCGCCGCCACCUUCAGAGUCAUGGGCCUGAACAAAAAGCCGACGCACUGAGAGCUUCUGCUUGAAUAGAGCACAGUGCCUGCUACUGAUUUAUAUUAACGCUUCGAAGUAAAUUAUCGUCUUAAGUAAUUAGAGUUAGACUUGAUGCCAGUAAGGCGACUGAUUUCUGGGAAUGCAUACAAUAUGUAUCUAGACCACUGAUGGGUUUAAAACCCACCAGAGCUUCUAACAGAUCCCAUCUAUGCAGACAGAUUACUUUUUUAUUUUACUUCCACAUUUGAGCCUUCUUAAACAGCAGCUGUAUUACUGUUUUCCAAUAGGACAAUGUAGUAUUAACUAAUUAAAGCAAAUGUUUUUUGUACUUGGAUGAAAAUCUAAUACAGUUUGCAAGCCUGCCUCAAGGACCAAACAAAAA
Messenger RNA from Girardinichthys multiradiatus, 1568 nucleotides. RefSeq names its product peroxisomal membrane protein PMP34-like. The transcript has 9 exons. Gene Ontology annotation, molecular function: coenzyme A transmembrane transporter activity; FMN transmembrane transporter activity; AMP transmembrane transporter activity. The record is from RefSeq and is a predicted model, not a curated record. The coding region runs from base 257 to 1204 and encodes 315 amino acids. Gene Ontology annotation, cellular component: peroxisomal membrane. Lineage: Eukaryota; Metazoa; Chordata; Actinopteri; Cyprinodontiformes; Goodeidae.